CCAACAUGCGGUCUUUUCGAACUUUCCUCAAGAAUGAAUACUAUAUACAGCGUCCAGACAGCCCUGAUUGACGCGGCUUGCCGAAGGGCGCAUUCACAACAAGACAAUCGACCAUCGUAUUGGUACGGAGUAGAGAGUUGGCCAAGGCGCGCUGUAGGGCCUUCCGCAAAGGCAAACUCACUUGUGAACAAGCCCUCACCGCGUAAGACAGAUAUACAUGACACACGCCAGCAGACUCGGAGACACAUCAUCAGCCAGCGCCAUGACGUGGACUGACGGUGUAAAUACGAGGGCAGCAGUAUAUAUGACGGAUCCAUCCUCCGACAGCAGUUGCAACCAGCCACUGAUCCGUACCUCUUUCCUGCAAGACCUGUCGUUGUCAAGACAUGCGCAACUCCAUUCUGGCCGCUUCGGCCACAGCCGCCAUUGCUCAGGCUGCGUCGCUGGACCAAGUCUGCACCGCUGCUCACGUUCGCAACUCGCUCCCUGAGAACGGAACCUACCUCUUUUAUCCCUCCUCUGUCACCGCCAACGCCGUCUACAACACCUCGGUCAGUGGCCAGACCUUCUUCCCUGACAGCACCUUCAACUACUGCAACGUCACCUUCGCCUAUGGUCAUGCCGGAAAAGAUGACAGAGUGCUUCAGGAGUACUGGCUCCCUAGCCCAAGCAAUUUCAAAAACAGAUGGAUGAGCACUGGAGGUGGUGGUUUUGCCAUCAACUCAGGCUCAAACUCACUCCCGGGUGGCAUCAUCUACGGUGCAGCAGCAGGUAUCACCGAUGCUGGCUUUGGAGAUUUCACCACCAACUACGACACUGUCUCGCUCUACGCAAACGGCACUCUUGACUACGACGCUCUCUACAUGUUCGGAUACAAGGGUAUAAGAGAGCUGACUGUCAUCGGUCGCGAGUUCACCGCAAACUUCUUCGACACCAAGGAAAAGGUCUACACCUACUAUCAGGGUUGCUCCGAGGGCGGUCGUGAUGGUUGGAGUCAGGUCCAGCGCUUCAGCGACGCUUUCGAUGGUGCCAUUAUUGGAGCACCUGCCAUCCGCUACGGUCAGCAGCAAGCCAACCAUCUGUUCGCCAAUGUCGUUGAGCAGACUCUCGAUUACUAUCCUCCUCCUUGCGAGCUCCAGAAGAUUGUCAACGAGACGAUCGCUUUCUGUGACCCUCUUGACGGCAAGACCGACGGUGUCAUCGCUCGUUCUGACCUGUGCCAGAUUCACUUCGAUCUCAACUCUACUAUUGGAAAGCCAUACCACUGUGACGCCACACAAGCUUCCAGUCUUGGCUUCGGCUUCGGCAGUAAGCGCAAGAGACAGAUUAUGGGCAGCACCAGCUAUGAGCCCGAGCAGAACGGCACUGUUUCCGCACAAGGCGUUGAGCUCGUUCGCACCAUUCUCAAUGGUCUUCAUGACUCGGAGGGUCGUCGUGCCUACAUCAAUUACCAGAUCGGCGCUUCGUUCGAAGACGCCUCUACUACCUACAACACCAACACCGGCGCUUGGGAGCUUGACAUCGCCUCUACUGGCGGUGAAUGGAUCGCUCGCUUCAUCAACCUGGUCGAAGCCUCCAACCUCGACACUCUCGCAAACGUCACCUACGACACUGUCAAGGAGUGGAUGAUUCAAGGCUGGUACAUGUACGAAGAUGUUCUCCAGACCACCAACCCCGACCUCUCAGCCUUCCGCGGCGGCGGUGGUAAGAUUCUCACCGUCCACGGCGAACAAGACGACUCCAUCCCCACCGGCUCGUCCGUCCACUUCUACGAAUCCGUUCGCAAGACAAUGUACCCCAAGCAGUCCUACAACAACAGUGUCGCCGCCAUGAACGACUGGUACAGACUCUAUCUUGUGCCCGGCGCUGCCCACUGCUCAACCAACACUCUACAAGCCAACGGCCCAAUUGGCAAUUUUACCUUUGUACUAGGGUGUUCGAGCAAUCACCAUGCUCGAGGAGAGGAGCGUGCAUACGCGCAUGUCAGAGUUUGA
Aureobasidium pullulans EXF-150 is the source of this 1994-nucleotide messenger RNA. RefSeq names its product tannase and feruloyl esterase. NCBI's taxonomy places the organism in Eukaryota, Fungi, Ascomycota, Dothideomycetes, Dothideales, Saccotheciaceae. The record is from RefSeq and is a predicted model, not a curated record. The coding region runs from base 387 to 1994 and encodes 535 amino acids. The transcript has 2 exons.